AUGCUGGUUGGGAUCUCGUGGUUGGAGCAGGAGGCCUCAGAAGGCAACAGGAGUGGUUCCAAUCCCAUGUGUUUUACGUAUGCUCCCAACAUCCCGGCGAUGCGGCAGGCCUCCCUCAAUCGCCUGCAGAGGUUUGCUCAGCGAGCGCGGCGGGACCGGCAAGGAGGACAGCUUCGGCACGGGCAUGGCGUUGCUGGUCGCGGACUUGCUGCUCUUCCUCUUCUCCGCUCUGCUGGUGCAGGCCCUCUUCACCGCCGUGUGCCUGCCCAGCGCUCGGCGUCCGAGGGCGUGUCGACGGGAUGGGGCGUGGCCCGCAGGCGCGGGCGCAGCCUGCCCGCUGGCGCUCUCUUCGCGCUCGCCGAGCGCGUGUGCAGUGCACGCCAGCCCUCCGCGGCCCCUUUGGCUUCAGGGGCGCGGUGGUGGCACGCUGGCGUCGAGGAUGUGGAGGCUACCGUUGUGGAGACGCACGGGGACAGCGGCUACGGCGGCUCGCUUAGCGUGGUCCUACCUGCUCCUCGGCCUGCGGCACAUGGGGCUCCUCAUCCUCCUCUUACUGGUUCUGGCACGGCGUGCAGCGCGGCUUGCACUUCCUCUCCUCCUGGCGGCGUGGACCCCAGUAUCGUCACGGCUUACCUGCUGGCCAACGACGCUGCCAUCCUCUGCGGGCGCAGCGAGGUUGCUACUGGUGGCUCGUGCGGCGAGCUGGGCAUGCAGGAGGAUGGCCGUCGUGACCAGGGCCUGGAUCGCUCUCCCAACCUGUCUUCGGCCUCUCCCCGCUUCGUCGGCGACGGCGGCAUCGGGAUGAAGAUCGGCGGGGACGGCGGGAGGGUCGACGGCGCUGACGGCGCUGGCAGCGUGGGCGGCGCUUUUGUCACGGAGGCGCCCGCGCGCGGGCCCGAGCGGUUCCUGGCGCUGCGCCGCCACGUCUUCGCGGGGACCGUGGCCCUCACGGUCGACCGCGACAUCCGAAGGCCGGGCUGGCAGUGCGACGGCGGCGAGGUCGACCCUCCGGUGCCCUCGGCCUCAGAGGCUGCCGCUGGUCGCCAGUGGCUCCACUCCCAGUUCGGCCCAGGGCCCCCGUGGCGGGCGUGGGCGAGCAAAGAGCGGCAGCGGCGCCAACCCACCUGA
Prorocentrum cordatum is the source of this 1128-nucleotide messenger RNA. The record is from the annotation of a GenBank genome assembly. NCBI's taxonomy places the organism in Eukaryota, Dinophyceae, Prorocentrales, Prorocentraceae.